AUGUGUGGCAUCAGUGCCAUCUUGCUUGGCGACGUCAAGGCUACCACGGCGGCUGUGGAGCUCCAUGAGAGCAUCUACUACCUUCAGCACCGCGGACAGGAUGCUGCAGGUAUCACAGUAUGCCAGGGCGGGCGGCUCUACCAGAUGAAGGGCAAUGGCAUGGCCUCAAAGGUCUUUCAGGAGCCUGCACUGCUGGCUGACAAUCUGCCGGGCUAUGAAGGCAUCGCGCAUGUCCGCUACCCGACUGCUGGAACCUCGUCUGCUUCCGAGGCCCAGCCUUUCUAUGACAGCCCCUUUGGACUAAGCUUGGCUGUCAAUGGCAACCUUGUCAACAGUGAAGAGCUUCGCGUCUUUCUUGACCUCGAGGCCCGCCGUCAUGUUAAUACAGACUCGGACUCUGAGCUACUCCUUAAUGUGUACGCCCACGCUCUCCAUGAGCUCGGCAAGGCUCGUGCCAAUGCCGACGACAUUUUCGCCGGCCUCCGUGACGUCUAUACCCGCUGCAAGGGUGGCUUUGCCUGCGUCGCCAUGAUCACUGGUUUCGGCAUCCUCGGAUUCAGGCAUGUACCCUGCUGCGGAGACGAAAAUGGUAUUCGCCCACUUUGCCUUGGAUCUCGCCCUUCUUCCACCGUUCAAGGCGCACUGGACUACUUUAUGGCCUCCGAGUCCGUCGCUCUCACCCAGCUCGGCUUCACCAACAUUGUCGACAUCCUGCCAGGACAAGCCGUCUUUAUCCAAAAGGGUGGCAAGCCACAGUUUCGCCAGAUUGUCCCCAUGAAGUCCUAUACUCCUGACAUCUUUGAAUUUGUCUACUUUUCUAGACCUGACUCUACUUCUGAUGGCAUCUCUGUUCAUCGUAGCCGUCAGAAUAUGGGCUACAAGCUGGCUGACAAAGUCAAGGAGAUUUUGGGUGAAAAGGGAGUCGAUGAGAUUGAUGUUGUAAUUCCCAUUCCCGAGACAAGCAAUACAUCAGCUUCUGUCCUGGCUAGUUGCUUGAACAAGCCGUUGUCGAAUGCUUUCGUCAAGAAUAGAUACACUUUCAGAACAUUCAUCAUGCCCGGUCAAAAAGCCCGCCAACAGGGUAUUCGCAGAAAGCUUUCGCCCAUUCAGGUCGAGUUUCGAGACAAGGUCGUCCUUUUGGUCGACGAUUCCAUUGUCCGCGGCAACACAUCAAGAGAGAUUGUCUUGAUGAGCAGAGAAGCUGGCGCCAAAAAGGUCAUCCUGGCCUCGUGCUCCCCAGAAAUUACACAUCCGCACGUCUACGGCAUUGAUCUUGCGGACCCUGGUCAACUUGUUGCCCAUGGCAAGACAAGACAGCAGAUUGCCAAAGAGAUUGGCGCUGACGAGUUGAUAUACCAGUCUCUUGACGACCUCAAGGCCGCGUGCCUCGAGGCUAUUGAAGGCGAAACCCAAAUCAAGGAUUUCGAAGUUGGCGUCUUCUCGGGCAAAUACCAGACCGACGUGCCCGAGAGCUACUUCCAGCACCUCAGCGAGCUGCGCGCCAGCAAGGGCCAGAAGCGUAAGCCGGCCGACGAAGCCGGCCCCGACUCCAAGAAGCUGACCGUCGUCGCCAACGGCGGGCCCGUCAACGUACGGUCCUCGGAGGCGACGGAGCGCGAGCCCAUGACGAGUCAGGAGGACAUUAGCCUCCACAACUUUGCUACUAGUCGGUAA
This is a messenger RNA of Beauveria bassiana ARSEF 2860, 1674 nucleotides long. RefSeq names its product amidophosphoribosyltransferase, putative. The transcript has 15 exons. Gene Ontology annotation, molecular function: amidophosphoribosyltransferase activity. The coding region runs from base 1 to 1674 and encodes 557 amino acids. The record is from RefSeq and is a predicted model, not a curated record. Lineage: Eukaryota; Fungi; Ascomycota; Sordariomycetes; Hypocreales; Cordycipitaceae. Gene Ontology annotation, cellular component: cytoplasm. Gene Ontology annotation, biological process: purine nucleobase biosynthetic process; purine nucleotide biosynthetic process.